Molecule: messenger RNA, 438 nt
Organism: Ochotona curzoniae (black-lipped pika)
Lineage: Eukaryota; Metazoa; Chordata; Mammalia; Lagomorpha; Ochotonidae
Product: NADH dehydrogenase [ubiquinone] 1 alpha subcomplex subunit 3-like
Exons: 1
Coding region: 1-399 (132 amino acids)
Cellular component (GO): mitochondrial inner membrane
Source: RefSeq, a predicted model, not a curated record
AUGGGCUUCCCCCGGGCAGGGCGGGCGGAGACGCGGUGCUCCGCUGCCCGGGGGGCGCCGGGAGCCGUGCCCGGCGGGACGCGGGCGCCGGGGGCGAUGCGGGGGGGCUGGAGGUCACCGGGGACAGCCCUCAGUGACCCUCGCUGCCCUGCAGGACUCGCCGCCUUCCUCAGGAACGCCUGGGCCAAGGAGCCGGUGCUGGUCGUGUCCUUCGCCAUCGCGGGGCUGGCCAUCAUUCUGCCCCCGCUCAGCCCCUUCACCAAGUACUCCACCAUGAUCAACCAGGCCACACCCUACAACUACCCAGUGCCCCUCCGUGACAACGGCAACCUGCCCGAUGUGCCCAGCCACCCGCAGGACCCCCAGGGCCCCAGCCUGGAGUGGCUCAAGAAGCUGUGAACGCCUGUGUGGAGACCCCAAUAAACCUGCGGAGACCUC